Messenger RNA from Molossus molossus (Pallas's mastiff bat), 1787 nucleotides. RefSeq names its product JNK1/MAPK8 associated membrane protein (gene JKAMP). Gene Ontology annotation, cellular component: membrane. NCBI's taxonomy places the organism in Eukaryota, Metazoa, Chordata, Mammalia, Chiroptera, Molossidae. Gene Ontology annotation, biological process: response to unfolded protein. Gene Ontology annotation, molecular function: ubiquitin protein ligase binding. The record is from RefSeq and is a predicted model, not a curated record. The transcript is spliced from 7 exons. Bases 65 to 1000 code for a protein of 311 amino acids.
GUCCGGGCGCAGCGGGCCGGUUCGGCUGACCUGGAGCUUCUCCAGGGAAACUUACAAGUAGCCAAUGGCUGUCGAUAUUCAACCAGCAUGCCUUGGACUUUACUGUGGGAAGACCCUGUUAUUUAAAAAUGGCUCAACUGAACUAUAUGGAGAAUGUGGGGUGUGCCCAAGAGGACAGAGAACAAAUGCACAGAAGUAUUGUCAGCCUUGCACAGAGUCUCCAGAAUUGUAUGAUUGGCUCUAUCUUGGAUUCAUGGCUAUGCUUCCUCUUGUUUUACAUUGGUUCUUCAUUGAAUGGUAUUCGGGAAAAAAGAGUUCCAGUGCACUAUUCCAGCACAUCACCGCGCUGUUUGAGUGCAGUAUGGCAGCUAUCGUCACCUUACUUGUGAGUGAUCCAGUCGGUGUUCUUUACAUCCGUUCGUGUCGAGUACUGAUGCUUUCUGAUUGGUACACAAUGCUCUACAACCCAAGUCCCGAUUACGUUACCACAGUGCACUGUACUCAUGAAGCUGUCUACCCCCUCUACACCAUUGUAUUUAUCUAUUAUGCGUUCUGCUUGGUAUUAAUGAUGCUGCUCCGACCUCUUCUGGUUAAGAAGAUUGCCUGUGGACUAGGGAAGUCGGAUCGAUUUAAAAGUAUUUAUGCUGCACUUUACUUCUUCCCGAUUUUAACCGUGCUACAGGCAGUUGGCGGAGGCCUUUUAUAUUAUGCCUUCCCGUACAUUAUAUUAGUGCUGUCUUUGGUUACUCUGGCCGUGUACAUGUCAGCCUCUGAGAUAGAGAACUGCUAUGAUCUUCUGGUCAGGAAGAAAAGACUCAUUGUUCUCUUCAGCCACUGGUUACUUCAUGCUUACGGAAUAAUCUCCAUUUCCAGAGUGGAUAAACUCGAGCAAGAUUUACCCCUUUUGGCGUUGGUGCCCACACCAGCCCUGUUUUACUUGUUCACAGCAAAAUUUACUGAACCUUCACGGAUACUCUCAGAAGGAGCCAAUGGACACUGAAUAUAACAUGCCAAAAACAAACGAAAAAACCUAAGAAGUAUUCUUAAUAAAAAGUAAAGAAAUUAAAAAAAUGUAUAAGAUUGUCAGUAUAUCUUAAUGUUUUUGGUUGUUUGGUUUUUGAUUUAAGACUUUAUGGUUAGACUUGGAAAAUACAAAUACUAUAAUAUUUUGUUACAUAGUAUAAUACACUAGAUGCCAGAAACCUGUUGGGAAGCACUUAUCUCUUGCAACAAUUUAUUCUUUAGAGCAAAAUCAUGUUUCUGUGUACCUGGCCAUAUGUUAUUUCCGUUUUUAUUAAGAAAAACUUGAACAAGUAUCAUCUGAAGUCCUCAGCUUUGGCACAAUUGUGCAUGCCUGUUGUGUUUCAACUUGUUUUUCUAGUAUAAUGAAUUAUAAAGACACACGUACCUGUGGGGUCUCAUAACAAACAUGGAAAGAAGGUAUGUUGUUUUUUGUUAUCUGUUUAUUUUCACCAAUACAGUAUUUUGAUCCCUUACAAAAAUAGAGCAUAAUUUAUAUAACAGGUUUUCUCUUUACAGGUAGUUUGGUUGAACAUAUCCUCAGAUUAUUCCUGCUCCUGUAAAGAAAAACAAUAAUGAAAAGCUUAAUGACAAAAAGUCUCAAAUGUUCUGACAUUUGUGUUUGCCACACUAAUUAUGGAAAUUAAAAAUAUUAGGUAGUGAGGUUAAUGUCUGUUUCCCAAGUGAGUAAGUACAUGUGCUCACAUAUUCCCUUCCUCUUACAUCUCAUUUUUUAAAAAUUGAUUUUAGAGGAAGGGAGAGAGAGA